Molecule: messenger RNA, 3216 nt
Organism: Periophthalmus magnuspinnatus
Lineage: Eukaryota; Metazoa; Chordata; Actinopteri; Gobiiformes; Gobiidae
Product: TBC1 domain family member 10A-like
Exons: 11
Coding region: 495-3083 (862 amino acids)
Source: RefSeq, a predicted model, not a curated record
GACAUUGGCCGGAGCGCGCACGCAGCUGUCAGUAGGAAAUGCGGGUGGCUGGAGGUGGAUGCGCUCUGCCGCUUAGCUACGACCUCGAAACCGCCCCCAUAACAGCCCAAAAACAGGCUUUGCUCACGGGCCAAACUGUCCCUGAGGCUCCGGUCAUUUGGGUGUGGUCAUCGGGACAACAGAGGAGGCAGACGUUUGUCCUUUUCACCGCGGACACACUCUCAGAAGCGCCGCGGCUAACAUCAACAGAGCUAAUGCUAACAGGCUAAAUUAGCUCCUUGCGUUAACUCCGCUAGCCGAGUACAGGACGUCUGCUUCCCCGGCGCGGCGGUCCCCUCCCCGGCCUCCGCGCUGACAUUUCCCGCAGGAGGUCACGGGGCAGAGGGAGCUGUGGCGGGGCCGAGGGGCGAAGAGGAACCGCUGUCCGGGCUCUGCAGGCCGGGCGGACCGCACUGACAGCACCGCCACGCCGCUGGAGGUGAGUGACCAGAGCCAUGGCUGAGCUCUCCACGCUGCCCUCGUCUCCUCCUCUGACCGAUCCUCUCCUUCCCAAAUCGGAUUCCCAAAUGGACUCUGUUCCACCUAUCCCCAAGUCCUCCCUGUACGGGAACAAGACAGCCUCCGCUGCACCGCCGGAAUUCCAGGUACCGCUGGACAUCCAGGCAUCGCCAGAUCCCAGCCCCUCCAAAGCUGUACCCCAAAACGCUGCACCAUCCUCGGUACAAGACCCUCCUCUGCCUGGGCAGGAUCCUGGAAGCAAUGACAAAACAUCUCCACUGCAAAAUAACCUCCAACAAACUGAAAACCAUGUAUGCAAAGAGAUGGGUGCUGCUGGAAUUCCCAAUGUGUCAAACUCUCAGUCUCCAGAAAUCGCGCCGACCCUGUACCCGAGCGUCCAGUUUACUCAGAGCUCAGAGAACGUCAACGUUCAGAGUGAGACGCCGCAAAUCGCUCCAUUGUCUGAUUCAGUUUGUGCAAAAAUGGAUGAAGAGGAUUUAACCAAAACUCCUCCUCCUCUGCAAGUUGUUCAAGAAGUCACAGUUACAAGAGAAUCUCUGAAUCCACCGGUGUCACAGCUUAAACCUGAAGGAGAGGAGCCUGAGACAGAGGGAAGCCCCAGUGUCCCGGUCAUAAAUGAACCGGAAGUGAUGUCAUCCGGCUCGCCUACCCUUCCUCCACCGCACCCUGUCAUGCCCCGUCCACCCGCCCCAGACACCCUGAGCUACCUGGAGUCGGCGAGCCUGAUGUCGGGGACCAUGGAGUCCCUGAGCGGCCUGGGCGAGGACGGCAGCUCAAUCGGUUCGGACUCAGAGAUAAAUGGACUUGCGGUGAGACGCACGGAUAAGUACGGCUUCCUUGGAGGGAGUCAGUACAGCGAGAGCGGGGAGAAGGAGGUGCGUGUGGAAGUGUCCCGGCAGAGGGAGAUGAAAUGGCUUGACAUGUUUAACCACUGGGACAAAUGGGUCAAGCACCGAUUUCAGAAGGUAAAGAUGCGCUGCAGGAAGGGCAUCCCGUCAUCUCUCAGAGCAAAGGCCUGGCAGCUCCUUUCCAACAGCGAAGAGCUGCUCCACAACAACCCCGGAAAGUUUGAGGAGCUGGAGAGGGAGCAGGGGGAGGCGAAGUGGUUGGACAUCAUCGAGAAGGACCUCCAUCGGCAGUUCCCGUUCCACGAGAUGUUUGCAGCUCGAGGAGGACACGGGCAGCAGGACUUGUUCCGGAUCCUAAAGGCCUACACCGUUUACAGACCAGACGAGGGAUACUGUCAGGCCCAGGCUCCUGUGGCUGCAGUGCUUCUCAUGCACAUGCCAGCAGAGCAAGCGUUCUGGUGCCUGGUGCAAAUCUGUGAGAAGUACCUCCCCGGAUACUACAGCGCCGGCUUGGAGGCGAUCCAGCUGGAUGGAGAGAUGUUCUUCUCCCUCCUGCGCCGCACCUGUCCCAUGGCCUACAGACACCUGAAGAAGUUUAAGAUCGACCCCAUCCUCUAUAUGACUGAGUGGUUCAUGUGCAUCUUCUCCAGAACGCUGCCCUGGUCCUGUGUGCUGCGCGUCUGGGACAUGUUCUUCUGUGAAGGAGUAAAGAUAGUUUUUCGUGUGGGGUUGGUGCUCCUCAAACAGAUGUUGGGCUCUGUAGAUAAGCUGCGAGAGCUUCAGGGGAUGUACGAGACGAUGGAGCGUCUGAGGAACAUCUCUCCAGAUAUGAUCCGUGAGGACAUGCUGGUGCAGGAGAUCGUGAGUCUUCCUGUGACAGAGGCGCUGAUAGAGCGUGAGUGCAGCAUUCAGGUGAGAAAAUGGCGUGAGUCUCGUGGUGAGCUAACGCACGAGCCCGGACGCCGCCUCCAUGGGACACGCCACAUCUAUGAGUACAAGCGCCGCGCCUCCUCUCUGGCUUCGGGCGGUUCCUUCUCCUUUCUGGGGAGUCCCAUACCUCCACCUGGACCCCUACGCGCCUCCUCCAGUCUGCUCUCUCUGCCUGGGUUUAGGAGAUCCAAGACUCCCUUCACCACGCAGCCCAAAAAAACAUCGUUCUCUGGGCCUUCUCGUGCUGAGUCCCCACCUCAGUCACCUCCGGCGUCUGGUCUAGCCUCCAACAAACCGCCACUUCCUCCCUCAAAGCCUACGCAUGUCCAAAGCCCGCUAGCGACAACUGAAAUAAAAACGGAAGCUAACAAAGCUCAAAACACGCUACACACCUCUAACACGCUAACACCCUCGCCCAAAAUCGUAUCGGAGCAGAUCACGCCGAAAAUCCCCUCCCCGACGGCAAACAACGCACCACUGCCGCCAUGUCCCGUGGAGACAAAAAGGGAGGUAACCGCGGCGACACCCAAACCCGAGGAGGAGGAAGCGAAGAAAGGAGGGAAGAAGACGAAGGAGGAGAAGAAGAGGGAGAAGGAGGAUGAGAGGAAGAGAAUGAAGGAGAAGAGGGAGAAGGAGAAGGCAGAGAAGGAGAGGUUGAAAAAAGAAAAGGAGAGACAAGAGAGGGAGAGGAAGAGGAGCCUGAAGAAGAAACAACAUGGCAGCGCGAGUGGAGGAGGAGGAGAGGAGCCGAGCGGAGCAGCAGCGGCGAAAGAUGCAGCAGUCUAGAGUUAUUUAAAAAGGAGGCACUGCUAAACAAGGAACAUCACUUCAAUUUAGAAUCAGAAUUUGACAAGUUUUUGACUAAUAUAAACGUAUUUAUUUCUCACUGCGUUUCUGACAGAGGUGGGCAGAGUGGCCA